Fraxinus pennsylvanica is the source of this 1608-nucleotide messenger RNA. The record is from the annotation of a GenBank genome assembly. NCBI's taxonomy places the organism in Eukaryota, Viridiplantae, Streptophyta, Magnoliopsida, Lamiales, Oleaceae.
AUGGGGAAAUCUCCAGGAAAGUGGAUCAAGGCUGUACUCUCUGGAAAAAAGUCUUCCAAGUCUAGUUUAUCUAAAAAUUUUACUGCUGAGAAAAGGACUGCUGCGCCAACGGGAGAUCUCACUGUGAGUCCGUUGCUUGUCUCAGAUCUGCCAUAUCAGGCUACGGAUAGAGGUGCAGAAAAUCUGGAAUGUGAUAAAGGUAUUGUGGGACCAAAUUCAUCUGAUGAUGGUGAAAUAAGAAGACAAGAGCAAGCUGCCACAAAAGCACAAGCAGCCUUUCGGGGCUACAUGGCUCGUCGGGCUUUUCGGGCACUAAAGGGUAUAAUAAGGCUACAAGCUCUUAUUCGCGGACAUUUGGUUAGGAGGCAGGCACUUGCCACUUUCCGUUGCAUGCAAUCAAUUGUUAAAUUGCAGGCUUUGUCUCGUGGACAAAGGGUCAGACUUGCAGAUUCUAGACAUGAAGCGAUGGUAAAGUGCACCGCAAGAGAGAUUCAGGAUGCUAAAAAGGCAGAUGCAUUUGGAAGAAAUUCAUCUCUUGGGUCAGAGAAGCUAGUGACAAAUGCAUUUGUCUGCAAGCUUUUUGCCUCAUUGCCGGCUGCCAUGCCCUUGAUCCUUCAGUAUGAUGUGGCUGAACCAAAUUCAGCUUGGAACUGGCUUGAGCGUUGGUCAUUCUCCCAUUUCUGGGAACCACGCACACACAUAGGGAAAACUGCUGAUGCAAAAUCUCAACGAAAGAAGUCUGGCAUGCUUAUUGUGGAGACUGAAGCUGGAGAAUCGAAAAUGAGUAUCAGAAAGGUUGUUGCUGCCACCAAUGGUGACAAUCGUGCUUUAGCUUCUUUAGAACAAGUUAAGCCGAAAACCAAACCAAGGAAAGUCACAAGUCAUCAAACAGAGUCAGUGCAAGAACAGGCACAGAAUGAACUUGAGAGGGUCAAACGCAAUCUGAGAAAGGUUUCUGCAUCGAUGGCAGUGGCUUCUGAGAAGGAAACUGAGAAGCAACAUCAGAGUCCUAAAGAUGUAUCGAGUUCUGCAGCUCCAAAUGUUUAUAAACAGGAGAUUGUUAAUUCUCCUCCAAAGCUGCUUGAUUUGGAUGUUGAUGUCAACAAACCGGCUUUAACAGAGGCUCCUUCUAAGCCAUUGACAGUGGACGAGCCAGUUGAUGCAACACAUGAUGAUCAUCCUGCAGUUGAGCUACAUUCCUCGGAAAUUUGUGGGAAUAUGGAGACACUUCCAGCUGUCUAUGACGAAUUGAGCCCUAAGGAAGAACAUAAUAGCAAAGAGAAGGUGAAAAUUGGGAGGAGGAAAUCUCUUCCAGCGAAGCAGGAGUAUCCUGAGAAUGCUUCACUAAGCUUGCCAAGUUAUAUGGCGGCAACUGAAUCUGCAAAAGCAAAGCUUAGAGCUCAAGGAUCUUCUAAUAUUGAAGAUGUGGCUGAAAAUGGCUUUGAGCGUCGUCAUUCUCUACCAGCCCUGACCAAUGGCAAAUUGAGCUCGUUGUCACCUCGGAUGCAGAAGCCAAUUCAAGCUAGUGGCAAAGGAGGGAGCAAGAAAAACAGAUCACUGGUGUCCUCUAGAGAUGAUAAGGUGCUUCAACCAGGGUGGAGGAGAUGA